Molecule: messenger RNA, 1485 nt
Organism: Drosophila ficusphila
Lineage: Eukaryota; Metazoa; Arthropoda; Insecta; Diptera; Drosophilidae
Product: serine/threonine-protein phosphatase 2A 56 kDa regulatory subunit epsilon isoform-like
Exons: 7
Coding region: 2-1468 (488 amino acids)
Biological process (GO): signal transduction
Cellular component (GO): protein phosphatase type 2A complex
Molecular function (GO): protein phosphatase regulator activity
Source: RefSeq, a predicted model, not a curated record
AAUGGAUUCUUCCGACAUUUCCACCUGCAAUUUUCAACACUUCGAGCAACGCCAGUCGAUGUACGAGAACUAUUUGGAGUUCUUGCAAGGUCCGGAGCCCGAGGAGAAAAAGGAAAGGGGUUUGAUCAAACAACAUAUUGUCCCAAAAAUUUUGGCACAAUUGGACACCGAAUUGGAUGAGGAACGGGAAUAUCUGAAGGCGAUUCUGUGUUGCGCCUACAGAAGGUGCACCAAAUUGCGGUCAUACAUUCAAAGUAAGAUCAACAACGUGUUCUUCUGCUGCAUUUACGAAACGAAGCAAGUCUAUGGCAUCCCAGAGCUCUUGCAGGUCUUUGCCAAAAUAAUUGACUUUUAUGAAAUGCCACUCAAGGCGGAAAAAGAGCAGUUACUGGUCGAUAUCCUCCUACCGUUGCACAAACACGAUAAGCUUGACUUCUUCCACGAUGAUUUGGUGUAUUGCAUUACAAAAUACCUCAAAAGGAACAAUCUUCUAGCCGGACCGCUGAUAAUUGGCCUUUUGAGGUUCUGGCCGAAGAGGUGUACCAAAAAGGAGAUCUUGUUCCUUGAAGAACUCGAGGCUAUUUUGUGGAUGAGCGAUACCCUGCAACUUGAUGUAAUUCACGAGGCACUGUUUCGUCAAAUUGCCAAAUGCAUGUCCAGCAUAAGUUAUCGGGUGGCUGAAAAGGCACUUCAUUUGUGGGCCAACCCGGUGAUCCUAAAGCUAAUGGAGACCAACUAUAAGAUAAUCAUGCCCAUCGCCUUCCCAGCUCUGUAUGUCAACAGCCACAAUCACUGGGUCAAUUCAAGUUUGAGUAUCUUUCUGCGGAUAGACGAACACCUGUUCAAGGAGUUGGCCUACAACUACGAGGCAGAGCGAGAAAAGGCUCUUGAGUUCGAACGAGAGAAGCGAUGGAGAAAAGUUUACGAACUGCAAUCCACAAGCCGCGAACUGAAAUUCGAAUUCAAGUUUGAUAGGUUGCAACUUGAUGUAAUUCAGGAGCUGCUCUUUUGUCAAAUUGUCAAAUGCAUGUCGAGAAAAAGUUCUCAGGUUCCCAAAAAGGCACUUCAUCUAUUUUCCAAUCCGGUGAUCCUAAAGCUCGUAGAGGCCAACUACAAGAUCAUCACGCCCUUCGCGUUCCCAGCUCUCUAUGUCAUCAGCCACAACUACUGGGUUGCUCUGCGCUUUAGUAAGUUCCUUCGGAUCGACGAAAAUAUAUUUAAAGAGUUGGUCCAGGCAGAGCUUAAAAAGAAGCGAGAACUUAAGCUGGAGGAAUGGAGAAAAAUCUACGAACUGGGAUGUAACAACAAAGUCCUGCGAUCCGAAAGCCCAGAACUCCAAUACACUUCGACGUACAAAGUCGGCGAGCCCAAGUGCAUUCUACGCCAGGUUUUCAGACCUUAUGCAGGUAACGUAAGACACGUUGCUCAGAUGAAGAAGACCGUCAAGAAAUUACUGUUGAACGUUUAAAAAAAAAUCAUAAAAGU